Molecule: messenger RNA, 552 nt
Organism: Dovyalis caffra
Lineage: Eukaryota; Viridiplantae; Streptophyta; Magnoliopsida; Malpighiales; Salicaceae
Source: the annotation of a GenBank genome assembly
AUGGAUGAUUCAAAAGGAAGUUUUGAAGAAAUUAUUGAGAGGAUUCUGUCAAGAUCUCGGGAAAUCAAAGUUGGCAAAUAUGACAAGUCAUCAGAUGUUGCAGAGCAGCACCGGUUGCAGAGUCUUGAAAAAGCUACAGUAAUCCAAUGGCUCUGCUUUACACCACCCUCCACAAUUACCGAUGUGAAAGAAGUCAGCAUGAAACUUCUUCUGCGGGCAUUGACACACAGGGAAUUUGCUCUGAUUUCAAUGUGGAGAGUACCAGCCAUGCCAAUAGGUGCACAUGAGUUGCUAAGUUUACUUGCUGAGCCUUUGAAGCAAUUUUCAGAACUACCAGAUACACUUGACGAUUAUGUUUCUGAGAAUCUGAAAGAGUUUCAAGAUUGGAGUGAGUACUACUCCUGUGAUGCAACUUAUCGCAACUGGCUCAAAAUUGAGCUUGACAAUGCAGAGGCUCCUCCCCUUGACCUCUCAGUGGAGGAGAAACAAAGAGCCACGGCAGCAGCUAAAGAGACAUUGAAUUCUUCUAUGUCAUUGUUACUAAGUGAGUGA